CCACAACAAGUCUCCUUUACAACUCAGCCAAUCCGCUCAAUUCUAGCUGGUUGGAAAGAGGCGGGUUCGUCGGCGAUUGGUUAUUUGCAACAUCCAUCGUCUCAUCUUCCUCGUACAUUCAGCAUGGCUUCCCCCUGUUGCUCAUCGGUGGAUUGGCAAUGGGUAUAGGAAGUGUGGCAGGACGCUGGUGCCCGGCAUGACUAUAGCACAGCUGGUGGCUAGGAUCAUCGCCAUGAGGUCCUAUCAGGCGGUGCUGCUUUUCCUGGCAGCCUUGGCAGUGUUCGCCUUCUAUUACCUAGGCUCGGGGAAGGAGAAUUUCUCCAGCACCACCAGGAGGCUAAAGGAGAACAUCGCUGGUCAGAAUCUCAGCCCAGACCUGGACUUGUCUGCUUCCUCAUCCGAACUGAAGAUGGGCGAAGGCAAAAGCAAGAACCUGGAGAGCCGCGACGUGCAGGACUAUCACCUGCUCAUGAUGUUCACCAAGGUGGACAGGAGCCCGGGGCUGAAGGAAAAGUUUCAGGUGGCUCUCAGCUCCCUGGUCAAGUAUGGCAAGUUUGAGAGCACUGAGGUGCUCAGCCUGCAUUUUGUGUCAGACGAACCGAGCAAAGAGACCGGAAAGACGGUGCUGAGGGACCUGCUACAGGGAGCCAGCUUCAAGUAUAAGGUCAUAUUCCAUGAUGUCAGUGCCCUGACGGAAAAGCUAUUCCCUAUAGUAGAAGCCAUGCAGAAACUCUUCAGUGCUGGCACGGGAACUUACUACAGUGAUUCCAUCUUUUUCCUGUCUGUUGCCCUUCACCACAUAAUGCCAAAAGAUAUAACUCGCAUCAUUCAACUAGACCUGGAUCUGAAAUUUAAAACCAACAUCCGUGAACUAUUUGAAGAGUUUGACAACUUCCUCCAGUUUUCUGUCAUCGGGAUUGCCCAGGAAAUGCAGCCAGUAUACAGACAUACAUUUUGGCAGUACCGUCGUGAGAAUCCAAGCACCAAGGUAGGUAGUCCUCCCCCAGAAGGAUUGCCUGGGUUUAACAGUGGAGUGAUGCUGCUGAACCUGGAAGCCAUGCACCAAUCCAAACUUUACAACCAGCUACUGGAACCCAAUGCUGUAAGUCAGCUUGCUGAAAAAUAUCACUUCAAGGGACAUUUAGGCGACCAAGACUUCUUCUCAAUGAUUGGGAUGGAGCAUCCAGAACUCUUCUAUGUCCUUGAUUGUGGCUGGAAUAGACAACUGUGUACCUGGUGGAAGGAUCAUGGUUAUGCUGAUAUCUUUGAUCAGUAUUACAAAUGCGAAAGCCACAUCAAGAUAUAUCAUGGCAACUGCAAUACUCCAAUUCCAGAGGAUUAGAUCCACUUAUAUAUUUGUUUCCAGAUUGCACUAUGUGGAUAGAAAUGGCCAUAAUCAAGUCUGAAUACCAGUAUUUUGUAAAACCAUAUGGGUAUCUUGAUACUUGGAAUUACGUUCAGUUAAAGAGAACUACCUGUUCCUGGUUACACAUUGCCACCAAAUAUUGGAAUAUCUCUUAUUUCCUGUAUGUUCUGGAGUGAACAAAGACUUGUAUUUAUUUCUUUCAGCUGUGUGAGAGCUGGUAUUUCCGAGACAUAUUGUAUUCUAAAUAUCAGGUUAAUUAUCGGGACAGUUUGUUUACCUGAUGAGUAAUAUGUGUGUCUGAAGCACUAUGACAUUAUUCGCUUCCCAGAAAAACUGGAUGUAAUAAAGAAUGACUGCUGAGCAAUUUUGAGGGCAAAUGUUGCUGUAAUUGUCUCCUUUUAUUGCAUAGAGCCGCUGAACUUAGACACUAAUACUUUCUGUUUAUUAAUGUGCAAACACAUGAAUGGACAUAAUGUAUUGAAGUGCCCUCUCGGAUAUAGUAACUUCAGUGAAAUUAUUAACCGUUUUGUCAUAGAUGUUGCAUAAAGAAUUGCAUAACGUUUUUCAAAUAUCCUUUCAGUGCCCUUUUCCAUUCACAGUUCUUUAUCUUACUAUUGCGGUGGCAUGUGUUUACUUUAAAACUCAAAUGUCGGGUCUUUGUGAUGUUUUAUUUGUUUACAUUUUAAUAAUCAUGGGAAGGCCUUUCAGCCUGCAGGUGUUGCAAUUUUCUGUGUAAUUUUCCUUUUCAACCUUCAAACAUGGCGCACAUGUUCAGAAAUAUCAAAU
Molecule: messenger RNA, 2152 nt
Organism: Nanorana parkeri
Lineage: Eukaryota; Metazoa; Chordata; Amphibia; Anura; Dicroglossidae
Gene: XXYLT1
Product: xyloside xylosyltransferase 1
Exons: 4
Coding region: 197-1342 (381 amino acids)
Molecular function (GO): UDP-xylosyltransferase activity
Source: RefSeq, a predicted model, not a curated record